GGGGGGGUCCGGGGGCAUGCUCACCCGGGGAGAUUUCUUUCCCCGUUUACGGUUCAAUAUUAUUGCACUAUUUUUCAAGACAUUUGAGACGACAGAAUACCUAAAAUCUAUCCAUGUAACUGCUCCUGGUGGCAACGGCAGCUCCGUUAUCCACCGACCGUGCAGGAUCGUCAGCCGCUGCUCGGCGGGACAGACGCAUGCGGCGGCCGGUCCCCGGACGCUGUGACGGGCCCUGCGGUCGCUGUCUUCGACGCUGAACGCGUGAGAGCUCCGGGGAGCAGAAAUGGACUCACCGUGAGCCGCAGAGGCGAUUACACAGAGAUGCUCCUGGAAAACUUCGGGCCCUGCAGGAAGUGGCUUCUACGUGGCAGCGGUGUCAAAUUAUAGAGGAGAAACUUCUUGCCGGAGUUUUGACGCCAGAGGUCGACAACCAUCAGCAACCAAGGAGGGAGAGUCCCAGAGAGGCCCAGCACGGCGGGUCAGCUGGAGCUGGCUCUGGGCCCCGAGUGGCCCACUUCAUUCACAGUGGUACUGUCCCUCUGCAGUUUACGUGUUUUGGCCGCUAGAUGGCAGCCUGCAGAAACCGGAGCAGCAGCAGCGCAGAGGAAGCAGCAGCAGCGCAGAGGAAGCAGCAGCAGGAAGUAAACAUGGCCCAGGAGAGCAGCAUGGCGGUCCCGGCGUUCCUCAGUAAAGCAGAGUUAUUAAAACAAGGAGCAGAAGCUCGCGUCUACCGGGCGGAGUUUCUUGGAAAGCCGACCAUUGUGAAAGAAAGGUUCCCGAAACGCUACAGACACCCAGUGCUGGACGAAAAACUGACGCACCGCAGGACGGUACAGGAGGUUCGCUCCAUACUGCGCUGCCGGAGAGCAGGCAUAUCUGCCCCAGUAGUGUAUUUUGUGGACUACAGCUCUCACUGUAUUUUCUUGGAGGAGAUCGUGGGUUCCUCGACUGUGCGUGACCACAUCGCAUCCACUCAGCAGUCUGCUUCCCGUAUGGAGCCAGAGCUGGAAGGGCUGGCUGAGAAGGUGGGCCAGAUCCUGGCCAAAAUGCACGAUGAGGACGUCAUCCAUGGAGACCUGACCACCUCCAACAUGCUGCUGAGAUGCGGCCUGGAGAACGGGGAGUCUGACCUGGUCCUCAUCGACUUUGGCCUGAGUUACAUCUCUGCUCUGCCCGAAGAUAAAGGGGUGGACUUAUAUGUGCUGGAGAAGGCCUUCCUCAGUACCCACCCCAACACAGAGGCGUUGUUUGAGAAGCUGCUGAAGAGCUACACAGUGUCGUCCAAGAAAUCGUCAGCAGUCAUUAAAAAGCUUGACGAAGUUCGAUUGAGAGGGAGGAAGAGGUCGAUGGUGGGAUGAGGAUCCUAGCUCUCUGGAAAAACAAAUUAUAAAUGCAAAGCUGUUAUUGUGCAAAAAAAGACUUGUUGUGUGAGAAGUAAAACAUCCACAAAUAAAAAAAGUUUUGUAAUAAAAUUGGA
Messenger RNA from Chelmon rostratus (copperband butterflyfish), 1477 nucleotides. It is a transcript of the gene tp53rk, whose product is annotated as TP53 regulating kinase. NCBI's taxonomy places the organism in Eukaryota, Metazoa, Chordata, Actinopteri, Chaetodontiformes, Chaetodontidae. Bases 567 to 1358 code for a protein of 263 amino acids. Gene Ontology annotation, cellular component: EKC/KEOPS complex; cytosol; nucleus. The record is from RefSeq and is a predicted model, not a curated record. Gene Ontology annotation, molecular function: protein serine/threonine kinase activity; ATP binding. Gene Ontology annotation, biological process: protein phosphorylation. The transcript is spliced from 4 exons.